AUGGUCAGACUCCAAAGUCAGUGCCCCAGGGAAAUUCAUUCUAGUAGUUUGGGUUGGGUAUUCAAACAGCUCCUCAUCGUCGUCCUUGACAACGCACAAAAUAUCUUGACAAAAUAUCUUGUCAAAAUGUCAUCUGUCGUAGCUCCAGAAAAACCCUCCUCCAACUUCAUGGGACCAAAAGAGGUGGAGCUGAUUCUCGUGAAGGAACAAAAUGGAGUUCAGUUCACGUCAAGCACUUUGGUCGGUGCAGCUCCUCCUCAGACACAUCCCAGAGGCGAAGAAGAGCGGGAGACUUGGGGAAAGAAAAUUGACUUUCUUCUCUCUGUAAUUGGAUUUGCCGUCGAUCUCGCCAAUGUAUGGAGAUUUCCUUACCUCUGCUAUAAAAACGGAGGAGGUGCGUUCCUUGUGCCAUAUAUGUUCUUCAUGGUGAUAGCAGGCAUGCCUCUCUUCUACAUGGAGCUGGCACUGGGCCAGUACAACCGAGAGGGCGCUGCAGGGGUCUGGAAGAUCUGCCCCAUAUUUAAAGGAGUUGGAUUCACUGUGAUCCUCAUCUCCUUGUACGUGGGCUUUUACUAUAACGUCAUCAUCUCAUGGGCGCUGUACUACCUCUUCUCCUCCUUCACUGGGGAGCUUCCCUGGGUCCACUGCAACAACAGCUGGAACAGUGUCUACUGUGCUGACUGGGCCGACAACAGCACCAUCAAUGACAGCCUCAAGUCCACCCCUGCUCAGGAAUACUUUGAACGAGGCGUGCUGCACAUCCAGGACAGUAGCGGUAUUGGCAAUCUUGGGCGUCCACGAUGGCAGUUGACCUCUUGUUUGGCUGUGGUCAUUAUUCUGCUCUACUUCAGUUUGUGGAAAGGAGUUAAGACUUCUGGAAAGGUUGUGUGGAUCACAGCCACCAUGCCCUAUGUGGUCCUGACAGUGCUGCUGUUCCGCGGAGUCACUCUGCCUGGAGCUAUCGAUGGCAUUAAGGCCUACCUCUCCGUGGACUUUCUGAGACUCUGUGAUCCUAAGGUCUGGAUUGAGGCUGCCACCCAGAUCUGUUUUUCUCUGGGAGUGGGGUUUGGUGUGCUAAUUGCCUUUUCCAGCUAUAACAAAUUUAGCAACAAUUGCUACAGAGAUGCCAUCAUCACCACUUCAAUUAACUCAUUGACCAGUUUCUUCUCUGGUUUUGUGGUGUUCUCCUUCCUCGGCUACCUGUCUAAAAAGCACAAUGUGUCCCUUGACAAUGUUGCACGAGAUGGUGCUGGGUUAGUAUUUGUUAUCUAUCCAGAAGCCAUAGCAACUUUACCGGGGUCGUCUGUCUGGGCCGUCAUAUUCUUCAUUAUGUUAUUAACACUCGGCAUUGACAGUGCCAUGGGUGGUAUGGAGUCUGUAAUUACCGGACUUAUAGAUGAAUUCAAGUGCCUGCAAAAGCACAGGGAACUCUUCACUCUUUUCAUUGUGGUCUCUACAUUCCUAAUAUCUCUGUUCUGUGUGACUAAUGGUGGCAUGUAUGUGUUCACACUCCUGGACCACUAUGCGGCAGGAACAUCGAUUUUAUUUGGAGUGCUUAUUGAAGCUAUUGGCAUUGCAUGGUUCUAUGGAGUGGAUCGAUUCAGUGAUGACAUCGAGGAGAUGAUCGGACAGCGCCCAGGCUGGUACUGGCGGCUGUGCUGGAAAUUUGUCAGUCCCUGUUUUCUUUUGUUUAUGGUGGUGGUGAGUUUUGCCACAUUCAACCCCCCCAACUAUGGCUCUUACACAUUUCCUCCAUGGGCUAACAUGGUUGGCUGGUGUCUGGCUAUGUCAUCAAUGGCAAUGGUGCCUCUCUAUGCCAUCUACAAGAUUUGCUCACUGCCUGGAAGAUUUUGCAAUAGACUGGCUUAUGCUAUCACCCCUGAGACCGAGCAUCAUUUAGUCGACAGUGGAGAAGUUCGACAGUUCACGUUGCAUCACUGGUUAGUGAUCUAA
This is a messenger RNA of Knipowitschia caucasica, 1953 nucleotides long. The record is from the annotation of a GenBank genome assembly. Lineage: Eukaryota; Metazoa; Chordata; Actinopteri; Gobiiformes; Gobiidae.